AACAAAGAACGGCCCUCUAACUCGCAAGUUGCUACAGCAAUGUCGCGCAUAGAUUUGGAUGAUGUGGAUGCCACCCCUAGAGGAACCGCCAUUACCUCCUUGUCCGAUGUCGUGGUAGGUAGUAUCUUCCAGUAUUUGUACUGGAAGGAAAAGAUAAUGGCAGUGGAAGCCUUCCCAGCAUGGAGCAGAAUUCUUGACUCUUCUUUCGGCUGGAGACAUUUUGAAAACGACCGCCGCUAUGCACAAUCCUUUGAUGCUCUCAAGUCCACCAACUACUUAUUUGAAGAAAUCACAUGUAUUGCACGGUAUGGACAGUUCUUCACCCAUGCUGUUAUAUGGCUGAGAGACUGGGAAUUAAUUGACAAUCCUGAGGAAAGUGACUUUGCUCUGCUAGGGGCUCUAGAGACACACUGUUUUCGUCUAAAGUCACUGGUCAUCUACCACCCACCCGACCUCUCCUCCUCCUUCAUUAUCCGGUCUGCUGUGCCCUACAUCCAACCUCUGCAGAGGAUGCUCAGCUUCAGCCCCUCCCUGCAGGUCAGUCUCUACCGUUUGCUCUACUUCUCAGAGGAAACUCGGACUGGUGCCUCCAAGCUCCUUCACUUCUAUCACGAUCACAAUGUGCUGCAUAAGGUUGCCUGCCUGGAUUUUUCUCAUGGAGUGAAGUUGACAUCUUCAGUGCGUCCUAUGAACUGUCUGGUCUACUGCACGUCGCUACGUGUGCUCAAAUGCCCCAUCCAAUAUCUGAACACCCUGAUUUUGCAACAACUUGUAGAAUUCAGCCUGCAGGAGCUGUACCUGAUCAAUGAUGAGCAUACCCUUCAUCUGAAUUAUGUUGAGGGAUCAGCCAUUCACUGGCAUGCCCUGCAACUCAUACCUGGGAGGAAACUAAAGGUGCACUAUGUGUUCAAGACCAGGCCAGUGGACUUGUGCCCAAAUCCCUACGCAUGCAGCUUGGUAUUUGACCAUAUUCUUUACAACAUUUCUAGGACACUCUUGCUGUCUGUAGCCGAUAUGUAUGGAGCCACACUAGAACACAUUGCCUUCAUGCUAGCCGCCUACAGCGAUGUGCCUUUCUCGGAUUUGGAGGACCUGCCUACUAACAUCCAGACCAUGGCGUCGAGACUGACGUGUGUGCACACUGUGCUGCUUAACCUCUUCAUCCCAAAAGAUGCACUUAUCAGCCUGGCUCGGCAUGCCCCAGCUCUCAAGACGCUGCUUGUCUAUGAACAUAAAAUUUUGUUUGACAGACAUGCAGUCAACACAGUUGAGGAAAUAGAGGAACUGAAAAGCAUAAUUUCUGAGGCACUUGGAUAUUCCUGGAAACCUGUGAAAGAUGAAAACACUUUUAAUAAACUAUCUGGUUAUAGGCAGAGUCUGCUGUUUCAGGAUUUUUUUCGCCAGUUGCAGGAUUUCUUGUUGUGAAGAUUGCAGACAUCUGUCAGUCAAAAGCCAGACCUGGCCCCCAUGCUGCUUUCAAAGUCUAAUAAUCAAAGACAAACUCUUAAAAAUUUUGUUUAUUUUCAACAGAAUAUUUCCCCACAUAGCAACAACAAUAAACAGGCGCUGAGCUACAGUUUCAAA
Pomacea canaliculata is the source of this 1584-nucleotide messenger RNA. RefSeq lists its product as uncharacterized. Lineage: Eukaryota; Metazoa; Mollusca; Gastropoda; Architaenioglossa; Ampullariidae. The transcript has 4 exons. The coding region runs from base 40 to 1425 and encodes 461 amino acids. The record is from RefSeq and is a predicted model, not a curated record.